Molecule: messenger RNA, 903 nt
Organism: Dichomitus squalens LYAD-421 SS1
Lineage: Eukaryota; Fungi; Basidiomycota; Agaricomycetes; Polyporales; Polyporaceae
Product: nucleolus protein
Exons: 4
Coding region: 1-903 (300 amino acids)
Cellular component (GO): nucleolus
Molecular function (GO): rRNA (adenine) methyltransferase activity
Source: RefSeq, a predicted model, not a curated record
AUGCCAAAAUCACGCAAGAACAAACGCAAGGCACCAGUGACAUCUGCGGGGCCUUUUGACCGUUCUUCCCUGCCUUCUGGCUCUGCCUCCCACCGCCCGGGAGCGACGAGAACGAUCAUCCGCCGUUUCCACGUCCUUAUCAAACGCCAGACGCAGCUCCAGCACCUCCUACGGGAUGGGGAUACAAAGAAGGGCAAGGGCCCCAUGACGGCGGCGAGGGCUGAACUGGCCGAGGUCGAGCGCGGGAUCGAGGAGCUCGGCGGGCUCGCUGCCUACCAGCGUAUGUCGACCAUCGGUCAAAGCAAAGAUAGAGGCGGUGGGAGCGAGAAAAUCUUCAUCGGGUGGCUCCGAGAACUCGAAACUCCAGAGGAAGUAAAGCGAAAGGGUGUCAAGCUCCGCCUUCUCGAAGUUGGCGCCCUGAAGCCAGACAACUACUCUUCUUGUCAAACGUGGAUCGAGGUGACUCCCAUAGACCUCCAUUCACAGCACCCGAACAUCCAAGAGCAGGACUUUUUGCUCAUGGAUAGCGAGGAACACCGGGAAAAGUGGGACGCGAUCAGUAUGAGCUUGGUUCUCAACUUCGUUCCCGACGCUAAGAACCGAGGUCGGAUGCUGAAGCUAGCGCACAACAUGCUGCGCCCGAGCGGUUUGCUAUUUGUAGCGCUUCCGCUCCCUUGUAUCAUGAAUUCCAGAUAUACAACGGCUGAGCACUAUGAAGGCCUUAUGUACGCUAUCGGUUUCGAGAAGCUUCUAUCACGGUGGAAGGACGGUGGCAAGAUGGCGUACUGGCUCUUCCGUCGAUCCAGGCUGUCCACCUCAGCGACAUACCAAAAGCAUGCGCUGUACGAGAAGAAGACCGUGUUUCGGACAGGGGACAGGAAUAACUUUGUGAUAUUGCUGUGA